GGAGCGCCACACUCUGCGCCGAGGCAGCCUUCGUGGUCGCUGUGGGGCGCGCGGUGCGGCGGAACGCGCGCGACCAUGUGGCGUCUGCUGGCCCGUGCCAGUGCGCCCCUCCAGCGAGUGCCUUUACCAGGUUCCUGGGCAGCCCCGCCCGCCAGUGCUGGCCUGAAGACGCUGCUCCCGGUGCCAGCUUUUGAGGAUGUUUCCAUUCCUGAAAGGCCCAAGCUUAGAUUUGUUGAAAGGGUACCACUUGUGCCAAAAGUGAGAAGAGAACCUAAAAAUUUGCGUGACAUACGGGGACCCUCAACUGAAGCCACCGAGUUCACAGAAGGCAGUUUUGCGAUCUUGGCACUGGGUGGUGGUUACCUCCACUGGGGCCAUUUUGAAAUGAUGCGCCUGACGAUCAACCGCUCUAUGGACCCCAAGAAUAUGUUUGCCUUGUGGCGAGUGCCAGCCCCUUUCAAGCCCAUCACCCGCAAGGGUAUGGGGCAGCGCAUGGGCGGCGGCAAGGGUGCCAUCGACCACUACGUGACUCCUGUGAAGGCCGGCCGCCUCAUAGUAGAGAUGGGGGGACGCUGUGAAUUCAAAGAGGUGCAAGGUUUGCUCGACCAGGUGGCCCACAAGCUGCCCUUCCCAGCAAAGGCCGUGAGCCGUGAAACUCUAGAGAAGAUGCGGAAAGAUGAAGAGGAACGAGAACGUAACAACCAAAACCCCUGGACCUUUGAGCGCAUAGCCACUGCCAACAUGCUAGGGAUACGGAAAGUACUGAGCCCAUAUGACCUGACCCAGAAGGGGCGAUACUGGGGCAAAUUCUACAUGCCUCACCGUGUGUAGUGAGAGUAGGAGAAAGGAAUGUACAGAGGGGAGGAAUUGACAUUUUUGUUCCCCUCAGCUACCCAGAAAGUCUUUGGGCGGCUCUGAUGUCACAACCAGGGAGCUGCAUAUGAGUGCUGUAGGUGAUUUCUGAAAAAUUGUACGAUACCUGAUUUAAGUGCAUUAUAUUUAUAUUAAAUAAGAUUUGAGUAUCACCUUCAGUUGUAACUUCUCAUGGUCACUCUUAAUCUCUUAAAUGACUAAGAGACAGGCCUGAUGGGCUCAGGAGCCCUGGUCCUCCCUGGCCGUACGGUGAGCAUCGUCAGGGCCACAGCAGGUGUUUGCAUCUCCCACUUCAUCUGCAGAUCGGACUGUAUAUCUGCACUACCUCUGUGUGUACACACUGCAGGAACCAGGCUAUGGCAUUUUACUAGUUACAAGUGAAAACUAAUGUUUUUGCAAAAGCAAAUAAAAUGACAGUA
Molossus molossus (Pallas's mastiff bat) is the source of this 1292-nucleotide messenger RNA. It is a transcript of the gene MRPL16, whose product is annotated as mitochondrial ribosomal protein L16. Gene Ontology annotation, molecular function: rRNA binding; structural constituent of ribosome. Lineage: Eukaryota; Metazoa; Chordata; Mammalia; Chiroptera; Molossidae. Gene Ontology annotation, biological process: mitochondrial translation. The coding region runs from base 76 to 831 and encodes 251 amino acids. The record is from RefSeq and is a predicted model, not a curated record. The transcript is spliced from 4 exons. Gene Ontology annotation, cellular component: mitochondrial large ribosomal subunit; ribosome.